GAUAGUUAUGCUGAAAACAAGCAAGAGAAAUUGGAUAACUUCGAGUAUAAAGGCUGGUCUCAAAUAAGGAUAUACAAUAUAGAAGUUAAAAAGAGUAAUAUAGGUAGAAAAUCUCUCUCUCAGCGUCGUCUUCUGGGCUGUAGGAUUAUGGUGUGCAAUCAACUCGCUCAAGACCCCAAGUUGAAGGGAGGCUACAACGCUAUGGGCUUCUCCCAGGGGGCGCAAUUUCUGAGAGCCGUGGCACAGCGAUGUCCUUCCCCGCCUAUGAAAAACCUCAUCUCUGUGGGCGGGCAGCACCAAGGCGUGUACGGGCUGCCGAGGUGUCCCGGAGAGAGCUCGUACAUUUGCGACAUGAUCCGAAAGGCCCUGAACACGGGGGCGUACAGCGACUUGGUGCAAAAACACCUGGUGCAGGCCCAGUACUGGCACGACCCUUUAAAGGACGACCUGUACAAGAAGCACAGUCUCUUCCUGGCUGAUAUCAACCAGGAGAGGGUGCUAAAUGAGACCUAUAAGAAGAAUCUUCAGAUGCUGGACAAGUUCGUCAUGGUGAAGUUUCUGCAGGACACGGUGGUCGAUCCGGUUGAUUCCGAGUGGUUCGGCUUCCUAAAAACCGGGCAGGCCAAAGAGACGGAGACUCUCCAAGAGAGCGUUCUUUACAAAGAGGAUCGCCUGGGCCUGGCCGCCAUGGACAAGGCAGGGAAGCUGGUUUUCCUUGCCACUGAAGGAGACCACCUGCAGUUUUCUAGAGAGUGGUUCAACGCAAACCUGCUGCCUUACCUACAUUAGAGAAAACUCGUUGUUUUCGCUAACUCCUUCCUGUUGCACUAAGGAUCUGUCGCAUGCUGAUGGGUUAAGGUUUACUGUUAACUUCUGUCCUGUGUAAAUGUAGUCGUUAUUUUUUUUAGAAAUGUUGAAUAUUUUAACAAUAACAUGAUUUUAACAUGCAUACAUUUGAAGUAGGAGCCAUUCAUGCUUUGUUUGUGUUUACUAUGUUUUGGGGACCUAUAUUUGGUUGGACCACAGGUGGCGGUAUUGAGGGGCUGCAUAUUUGUGAGGAAGUGAUGGUGACAGUCUUUUCCGCUUCUGCUGCUCAGCACAGUCUUAUGUCCACAGUCGCCAUCCUUCCAAACUUGCCGCCAUUUUACAGACAACGGAUUGACUUGACAUCUUGUGCAAUAAAGAACAUUUCUAAAC
Molecule: messenger RNA, 1197 nt
Organism: Entelurus aequoreus (snake pipefish)
Lineage: Eukaryota; Metazoa; Chordata; Actinopteri; Syngnathiformes; Syngnathidae
Product: palmitoyl-protein thioesterase 1-like
Exons: 1
Biological process (GO): protein depalmitoylation; receptor-mediated endocytosis
Cellular component (GO): lysosome
Molecular function (GO): palmitoyl-(protein) hydrolase activity
Source: RefSeq, a predicted model, not a curated record